Molecule: messenger RNA, 2793 nt
Organism: Thrips palmi
Lineage: Eukaryota; Metazoa; Arthropoda; Insecta; Thysanoptera; Thripidae
Product: gastrula zinc finger protein XlCGF57.1-like
Exons: 3
Coding region: 204-1856 (550 amino acids)
Biological process (GO): regulation of transcription by RNA polymerase II
Molecular function (GO): DNA-binding transcription factor activity; RNA polymerase II cis-regulatory region sequence-specific DNA binding
Source: RefSeq, a predicted model, not a curated record
CGCUACGUCGCGACCCGGGCGAGAUACGACGAGUUGCCGUUCCGGGUGGAAAGAGCCAGCGAUUUACCACUGCGACUUCCCUGGGCUGCGACGGCGACGCUGCUCUGCCUUGUCCGAGUCAAGUCAACUCUUCAACUUAUCUGUCCGCCAUCAUCACUGGCGCUCCUUUGAGCCGAAGGCUUUCACCAGGAAGAUCCCAGACCAUGGAGCAAAUGUCGUGCAGACGUGAAAGUAGAAGUAGGACAACCAGUUCGGAAGCCAAUCCUUUAUCUUCAAGCGCCAAGCAUUUCGAAAAGACAAUGCGCAGGUGUGCUGUCGCCAACAAGAUGAGCGCGGGUGGCCUCUCCGAAAUGCGCCUUCAGACUCUAACGGGAAUAAUUCCUGUUCGACGUAGUCAUCUCAAGACACGCCUUCCGACCCCAUCAGAAGAGAAGUCUUUUAAGUGUACGGUUUGCAACAAGAAGUUCAGCCUAGGUAGCCAUCUGAAAACACACCUUCUGACCCAUACAGGAGACAAGUCUUUUGAGUGUGCGGUUUGCAACAAGAAGUUCGGCCUAGGUGGCACUCUCAAGACACAUCUUCUGACACAUACAGGAGAGAAGUCUUUGGAGUGCGCGGUUUGCAACAAGAAGUUUGGCCGAGGUAGCGAUCUCAAGAGACACCUUCUGACCCACACAGGAGAGAAGUCUAUUGAGUGUGCGGUUUGCAACCAGAAGUUCAGCCAAGUAAGCCAUCUCAAGAUGCACCUUCUGACGCAUACAGGAGAGAAAUCUUUUGAGUGCGCGGUUUGCAACAAGAAGUUCAGCCUAGGAAGCCGUCUUAAGAGACACCUUCUGACCCACCUAGGAGAGAAGUCUAUUGAGUGUGCGGUUUGCAACCAGAAGUUCAGCCAAGUAAGCCAUCUCAAGAUGCACCUUCUGACGCAUACAGGAGAGAAGUCUUUUGAGUGCGCGGUUUGCAACAAGAAGUUCAGCCUAGGAAGCCGUCUCAAGAGACACCUUCUGACCCACACAGGAGAGAAGUCUAUUGAGUGUGCGGUUUGCAACCAGAAGUUCAGCCAAGGAAGCCAUCUCAAGAUGCACCUUCUGACGCAUACAGGAGAGAAGUCUUUUGAGUGUGUGGUUUGCAACAAGAAGUUCAGCCUAGGAAGCCAUCUCAAGACACACCUUCUGACCCAUACAGGAGAGAAGUCUUUUGAGUGUGCGGUUUGCAACAAGAAGUUUAACAAAGGAGUCAAUCUCAAGACACACCUUCUGACCCAUACAGGAGAGAAGUCUUUUGAGUGUGCGGUUUGCAACAAGAAGUUCAACAAAGGAGGCAAUCUCAAGACACACCUUCUGAUCCAUACAGGAGAGAAGUCUUUUGAGUGUGCGGUUUGCAACAAGAAGUUCAGCAGAGGAAGCAGUCUCAAGGCACACCUUCUGACCCAUACAGAAGAGAAGUCUUUUGAGUGUGCGGUUUGCAACAAGAAGUUUGGCCGAAGUAGCGUUCUCAAGAGACACCUUCUGACCCAUACAGGAGAGAAGUCUUUUGAGUGUGCGGUUUGCAACAAGAAGUUCAGCCUAGGUAGCCAUCUCAAGAGACACCUCCUGACCCACACAGGAGAGAAGUGUUUCGAGUGUUCGGUUUGCAACAAGAAGUUCAACCAAGGAAGCAAUCUCAAGACACACCUUCUGACCCAUAUAGGACAGAAGUCUUUUGAGUGUGCGGUUUGCAACAAGAAGUUCAGCCUAGGUAGUGACCUCAAGAGACACCUUCUGACCCAUACAGGAGGGAAGUCUUUUGAGUGUGAAAUUUGCAGCAAGAAGUUCAGUCGAGCUAGUCAUCUCAAGACACACCUUCGGACCCAUACUUAAGAGAAGUCCGUUCAACGUGCUGUUUGCAACAAAAAGUGGAACCGGUAUGCCUUCCCAUAGGGACUUUUACAGCAGAUAAGAUCAUAGAGUGUGCUAUUUCCGCAUGAGUUUAUUAAGGGAAUGCGCUCAUCCAACGUGAGUGUGUAGUCGCAAUAAGACUUUUCAAGAAUUGGAUUUGAGGCCAGUUGGGCGUUGUUGCCUGCAGCUGAGUUUCCUAUUGGCGCUCAGAUUGGGACAAGAAUUUAAGCAAGGUUUCGUCCUAGUAAGCACCUUACGACUGAUUCAGAGUGAUACGGUCACUUCAGUGCGUAGUUGUUAGAAUUUUAACCUUCAUGGUUAUCUUUGUGUUUAUUUUUGGAACUUGGCUUUGGAAAUUUCUUGAGAGUGGCCGUUUAAUUCUUGUCUUAUAAUAUAGGAAGGAAAUGAGCGUUUUGCAAUGAUCGCACACUAACGACGUUUGGCCAGUGUUUUGCAUGAAAUGCCUUCAAAAGUCUUUUGCGGGGUCUUCUGUUUUUCUUCUUUCGGAAAGUACUAGUUGUGUCAUUUUCAGUUUUCAGGGACAUAGGUGCAUCGGUUAUACGCACUAAGUAGUGUGACGGCCCACAUGUUGCACAGGUUAUGAUUGGUUUUUUUUUUACUAAGCUUGUAUUGAGUGCGAUAAUUGUGAUGUGUUCAUUUUUUUUUGCUAAUAUUGUUGAUUCAAUUUCACGAAAUUCUUUGACGUUCUUUGUUUUGUUUUAAUCUAACGAUGCUUUUUUCGUUGUCAUUCGUGCGACGUCACGCAUGGUUAGUAAAACUGCUGUAUUUCAGAAUUUGAUCUGACGACUACCCUCUGAUCAAGAUCAGUUGGCUGCAAGACAGGAAAACGUCUUAAAGGAGGAUUUGGCGUUGUCAGCAACACAAUCUUAUAUUGAUUCGUUGUUUACGUAGCUUUUGA